This is a messenger RNA of Lactuca sativa (garden lettuce), 2454 nucleotides long. RefSeq names its product wall-associated receptor kinase-like 8. Gene Ontology annotation, biological process: cell surface receptor signaling pathway; protein phosphorylation. Gene Ontology annotation, cellular component: plasma membrane. The record is from RefSeq and is a predicted model, not a curated record. Gene Ontology annotation, molecular function: ATP binding; protein serine/threonine kinase activity; polysaccharide binding. NCBI's taxonomy places the organism in Eukaryota, Viridiplantae, Streptophyta, Magnoliopsida, Asterales, Asteraceae.
UUUAAGGUUUUUUUUUUGGAGUUGAGUUUUGAUGAUUAUUUUCAUCAUAUCUCCACUUUAUGUUCAUCAUAUCUCCACUGCUUGGUCUCUCUAGUACAACCGUUCUUGUUUUUGUAAACAGGGAUGUUUGAAAGUUCAAAAGCCAUGUAUGAUUUGGUCUCUCUAGAACUGCUCAACCUGCACUCACCGGACGCCUCUUCGAAUUUUCUUCCAACAAGAGGAAAUAAUUGCCUAAAUCAGCAAACAACAAGAUUAAUCAGUUAGAUUUUCUUAUCUUUUCUUUUUUUCAAUUUCGGGUUUGAAACGCAACUGAAAACAUCACUACUCGUUCCAAAUAGUCUUCACGAUGGUGGCCAAUAUAUACAAGAAUUCCUCACCACAUUCCCAGGUAGAACUUGUCUGUAACAAUGAAAUCGCUGCAAUUGUCCUUGGUUAUAUUGAUUUCAUUAGCAUUAGCACCAAUAUCAACGCCAAUUUACGCGAGGCCCGGAUGUACAGAUAUGUGCGGGAAAAUCCGGAUCCCGUACCCAUUCGGAAUCGGGACAGGGUGUUAUAUCAACGAAUGGUAUGCUGUUGAUUGCAACUCAUCGACACCUUACCUUUCUGCGAUAAACAACUUAGAACUACUGUCUCUGAAUUUGGAAAAUCAAACGAUGGCAGUUAAUUUCUCAAUGAACUCUGAUUGUGUAGACACAAUCCGGAAUAACAGUCAAAUCUUGAGCGUCGACUUGGGUGAGAGCCCUUUCCUCUUUUCUCGAGAAGAUAACAAAUUCACGGUUGAGGGGUGUGAAAAUGCCGUUAUCUUGGAUCAAGGGGGAAACUUGGUCACAGGGUGUUCGACGAUAUGCCAAAACCAAACUACCAACCAGAGAGACGAUUGUUAUGGGGUCAAUUGUUGCCAAACCACGAUUCCUUACUAUCUUAAAGCAUACACCAUCGAUACUACAAGCUUACAAAGGCAGAGUCCAGGUGGAGUUUGUGGGUCUGCCUUCGUGGUGGAUGAACAAAUGUAUUUGCCUGGCAGGUUUUCUGGGAAAUCUGCCAUUUUUGAGAACUCCUUUGUUCCAAUUUCACUUCGAUGGACUCUAAGACCAGAAGAAAUUGGUGAAAGUGAUUGUUCUUCUAUGGCAAGAGAGACUCUUUAUCUGGGUAAUGGUACCAACAUUGAAUCUUACAAAUGUAAUUGUAGGCCAAUUGAAGAAGGAAGCCCGUAUUUAACUAACGGAUGCCAAGUUGUUAAAGAAUGUGCCACUUGUAUCGGUGAAUGUCAGGUAUAUCAGGGGAACAUUACAUGCAUUCCUAAUCCUCUCUCUCAAGCUAAAAGAAAAUCAUCAACGCUUGGAGUUAUUCUAGGUGUUAGCAUAAGCUUCGGGGUACUACUUCUCGUAGCAAUCAUCUUCGCGCUUUACAAACUACUCAAAAAAACAAAAGAUAAAAGACAAAAAGCACGGUUUUUCAAACGUAAUGGUGGCCUACUUCUAAAACAACAAGAAUCCGCUGAUGAAGGCAUAGUCAACAAAACCACACUUUUCACCGCGAAAGAGUUAGAAAAAGCAACCGACCAUUUCCACGAGAACCGAAUCCUCGGUAGAGGAGGCCAAGGCACUGUCUACAAAGGCAUGUUAACCGAUGGAAGGAUUGUAGCUGUGAAAAGAUCAAAAAUAGUAGAUGAAAGCCAAUUGGAACAGUUCAUCAACGAGGUAGUUAUCUUAUCACAAGUCAACCAUCGGAACGUGGUCAAACUUCUCGGAUGUUGUUUGGAAACCGAAGUCCCUCUUCUUGUAUCCGAAUUUGUAUCAAACGGGACUUUAUACGAACAAAUUCACAAUGAAACCGACGAGUUCCCGAUGACAUUAAACACACGGUUACGGAUUGCAACUGAGAUUGCUGGAGCUUUAGCGUAUUUACAUUCGGCUACUUCGAUUCCAUAAUAUAUUCAUUUAUUAUAGUAGAUAGAAAACCAUUUUAUGCUCUUUGUGAGCUUUCUUUUCUUUUUUACCAUAAUAUAUUCUAUGUUGUAUUUCUUAUUUAUAUCAUAUGAACUUAGAGAUCGUGCUAUGGACUUUCUCAAGUUUGUUAUAUUUUUCGUUGUGCAUGCGUUUACGUUGUGUUUCUUAAUCUCUUAUAUUAUGCCCAUGUGUGUGAGGUUACUUGUUUUUCUCUUCCCCUUAAUAACAUGCGGUGGUGCACUCAAGCAUAUUUUAGUUAGGGCAUUUGGGUUAAAGCUACCGAAUUGUUUGUAUACACGUUGAUGCAACUAGGCUUGUGAAUUGUGAUGUCUUGACCCAAUACAAGACAAAGAUGUACAGUUGAAGGCGGAGGUUAAAAGUCAAUGCCUUAUGUUGUGUGCAACUAAUCGUCAUAUUGAGUCGGAGACGAAAGGUAUGCCCAAAUUACAAGCUUGUGCCAGGAAGCUAUUUGUGAGCCUUAUCAUCUUGAGGUUGAACUAGAGGG